Molecule: messenger RNA, 4628 nt
Organism: Ahaetulla prasina
Lineage: Eukaryota; Metazoa; Chordata; Lepidosauria; Squamata; Colubridae
Product: NTPase KAP family P-loop domain-containing protein 1-like
Exons: 3
Coding region: 1-1851 (616 amino acids)
Source: RefSeq, a predicted model, not a curated record
AUGAGUAAAAGUGAUGAGGAAGUCACCGGGCUGCCCCAUAUGCAGGAGUCCCAAAAAGCAGAGAGCCUGUCCUUAAACAAGGACGGCCACUUUAUCCACGACAAAUGCCAGGAUGAAGAUCUCCUGACCGAAGAUGAGAUUUAUUGCUCCUGUUUACUGAAGACCUUGUGCCAUACUUCCACCCCGGUCACCGAACUUGGCAGAUCUUCCAAACUCAUCAUUUUUGCAGGACACAUCCUCAAAGAAUCCAUCCAAAGGGAAGAAAGCCAAAAGUCCCGACUUCCACAAGGGAGGAGCUACCUGACCCUCCUCUGGUACAUCCUGUUCUACCAACCUGUCGUCACCAAGAUGCACCUCCAGAGAGAAACCAUCAAGUUCCUCUUCAUAAAAUUCAGCGCCUGGGAGUAUGCCUGCAACAACCAGUUGUGGGCUGGGUUGAUCACCACCCUGUGUGACCAUAUCCGCCACCACUUCGGUCCUCUUCCGCUGAGUUUCUAUCAUGUGGUAGGAAGCCAUCCAGAAUUCGUCUCGGAAUCAUAUACCCAAGAAGAGUGGAGGCUAAAACGGAAAACAUGCUGUAUCGCUGGAGGACUCAUGGUAAUUAUUUUGCUAGCUGGCGCAGGCCUGGCUACUACCGCCCUCCUCAUGCCAGGGAUAAGGGAUGGCACACUCUUGAAGUACCUUGGUAGUGGCAUUGUUGCCAUCUUGGGCUCCGGCUUCAUCAUCGCCAUCAGUCCUGUGAUUAAACACUUGAUCAUCAGCCAGAAGAAGAAGAUCGAGAGCAUGACCAGCGAUGAGAAGUUCACCAGCCACCUGGGUUUCAGGAGUGCAGUGAAGAGCGAGAUUGAGGUCCUCACCAGCUUUAUCUACUACAUGGAAAUCUUCGAGCGUCGGCGCUUGAAGGUUGUCUUUAAGAUUACAGGUUUAGACCUAUGCAACCCCGAACAGGUGGUUGGGGUGUUGAACGCCAUCAACACGCUCCUUUCCGACAGGAAUGCCCCCUUCAUCUUCAUCCUGGUGGUUGACCCCUCCGACAUCGUCUCUUGCUUGGAGCGGGCGAGCAGCAUGAAGGGAAUGGCGGACAACGGCUACCUGUACCUCAACCGCACCGUGACGCUUCCCUUCUCCAUCCCGGAAAUCGCCAUCAAGUCCAAGAUGCACUGCUUGAAGGAGACCUUACAGAAUCACCAAGAUCUAAUAAAUGUAAUCAGCAGAGGGACCAUGUACUCGGCGAUGAGUGACGAAGCACUGAGGGGCACGGAAGUGGUGAUGAAAGAGGACCAAGACCAGAUCGAUGCUAUGGCAUCCCGGUAUAUUCACGAAGCUUUCCAAUGCUUGGGAGAUGAAAAGAAUCGUCUCCACCAUUAUGUCCCAGAUGUCGCUAUCCAGAUGACCAGGAUCAUCAACACCAUCCCCAUUACGAUCAGGUUGAUGACACAACAGCGCCUGUUGAGGCACAGCCUCUGUCCCCGUGCAGUGGCCAGUUGGGUAGUGUUGGCCAACCAGUGGCCGUGUCGCUUGAGUUGGAUCCUCCAACGCAUGGAGGACAAGCUGCCAGGCCAACCGCCCGACGAGAAGAGGUUGAUGUGGGACGUCUUCGUGGAGACUUGCCCUGAGCUGUUCUCCAAGCACAAGGAACUCCAGAACAUCAUGGCUUUGGAUGGCGAUCCUGAACUUUUUGAGAAAUUCUUGUCCGGCGAUUUCCGCUUCACCGUUCAAGAAGGGAAGAAAUUCCUGAAGUAUACUGUGAACUUAGACCAUUCCAUAAGAUGCAAGAUGAGACAGCUGCAGGCUCUGGCGACUCUGGAGAACUACAGAAAAGGUGGAACAAAUUCAGAGAGGAGGGCUUAAGAGAUCCCAGAUUCCAUGUGAACUUCCAGGAAAUCAUGGUGAGAUAGUUAGCAGGGUUUCAUUCCAAGGGUGAAAUCCAGCAAGUUCUGACAGGUUCUGGAGAACCGGUAGUGGAAAAUUUGAGUAGUUCGGAGAACUGGCAAAUACCACCUCUGGCUGGCCCCAGAGUGAGGAGGGAAUGGGGAUUUUUACAAUAUCCUUCCCCCAGGAAUGGAGUAGGAAUAGAGAUUUUGCAGUAUCCUUCCCCACCAUGCCCACCAAGCCACGCCCACAGAACCGGUAGUAAAAAAAAUGUGGAUAUCACCGUUUCAUUCGCUGGAAAGAUGGGAGCAAGAAAGACACAGAAAGCUGUAAAGAUCAGGGGUGCCAAUUAUGGCUCCACUAUAACCAGCUGUGGACUUCAAGUCCCAGAAUGCCUCAGGAAUUCUGGGAAUUGAAAUCCAUAGGCUCAUGAAUGUCUGUGGAGAUUCAAGAUCUUCCAGGUGCUUUUCCCAGCUGGCUGAGGAACUCUGGGAGUUGAAGUCCACAAGUCUUAAAAGAGCCAAGCUUGCAGACACCCAUUCAUAUCCCAAAAGUUUACUUUGAAGAGUAGCAAAAAUCAACCGACUUCAGGAAAAUAGGAAACGAAGAGCACUGACUUGGUUGGCGGGCUUUCUCUAAAAGAUGGCCAGGUAUUUUAAUCUAGUCGUACAAAAGAAAUAAAUUCUUUCUUGUACAGUAAGGAACUUGCACCACCCAGUGGUCCAUCAAUGUUUCCGUUUUCAUUCGUGUAGGUGGGCUCCAGCCAUUGUAACUAGGAGAUAUAUUGUAAUUGGUUUAGUUUCUCGAUGGGUGAACCACCAAUUGUGGUUUCUUACAGUAACCCGCAGCCGAACAAACCACAGCUCUGCACUAUGCAAAUCAAGAUUUAUCGCUCGUUGAACAAGCCAGCUUUGCAUACCUGAAGCCUCUCAUCGAAGCAACACAAGGAAGCGCAACUAACUUAUCUUUAGGAGAAGCGUUUUUUAAAAAUGUUUGGUGUGAAUCCAGGCAUCUAUUUCUUUUCUAGCGGAGUAUGCCGACACAACUUGAUGAAACCCAAUUUUAAGGCGAUGUGUGUGAAUCCAGACACAUGCUUUCGCACGUAUUACCCGAGAUCACCUAUUUUUCUCCUCCUACAGUGCAGGACCUGUUGUGUUUUUUUCAAAUCAAUUGAAUGUUAACCGAUUAGUUAAGACAGGACUGGCUUGUCACCCAAGUUGUGAGCAUGACUGGUCUGAAGUCACCUACCUGGCUUUCAUGCCUAAGGCGGUACUAGAAUUCCCAGUCUCCUGGUGAUUGGCUCAUAGUCACCCAGCUGGCUUUCAUGCCUAAAGCGGGACUAGAACUCCCAGUCUCCUGGUGAUUGGUUCAUAGUCACCCAGCUGGCUUUCAUGCCUAAAGCGGGACUAGAACUCCCAGUCUCCUGGUGAUUGGUUCAUAGUCACCCAGCUGGCUUCCAUGCCUAAGGCGGUACUAGAACUCCCAGUCUCCUGGUGAUUGGUUCAUAGUCACCCAGCUGGCUUUCAUGCCUAAAGCGGGACUAGAACUCCCAGUCUCCUGGUGAUUGGUUCAUAGUCACCCAGCUGGCUUCCAUGCCUAAAGCGGGACUAGAACUCCCAGUCUCCUGGUGAUUGGUUCAUAGUCACCCAGCUGGCUUCCAUGCCUAAGGCGGUACUAGAAUUCCCAGUCUCCUGGUGAUUGACCCAGUCUCCCAGCUGACUUUCAUGCCUGAGGCAGGACUAAAACUCAUCAUUUCUCGAUUUCUGGUCCAUUACCUUCAACACUAGAGCACACAUUGGGAUGGGGGCGUGCGCAGGCAUAGGGGGCAGGGCACGGGGGGGCAUGCACAUGCAGAGGGGGCACGCAUUGCAUUUUUGGGGUUCAAUCACGCUUUGGGCAUUCCAUCUGGAAAAGGUUAGCCAUCACUGUUGUAGGCCAUUGUUUCUAAACCGUGAUUGCUUGAAGACGUGAGGACUUCAAUUCCCAGAAUUCCCCAGCUGGCAUAGCUGGGAGUUGAAGACCUCACAUCUUCAAGUGGUCAAACACUGCUCUUGGCCUUAAUGGGAUUGGCCAGCUGUGGCUUAGCGUGUUGUGUGAAUGUUGUCAUUUGGAUGAAUUCUUUAAACCACGAUUCGGUGAACACCUCAAGCAGGAUGUCGAGGCAACUCGGCCAUACUCAGUCAAGACGCUUCCAUGAUCCCAUAGGGAAUGGCUGAACUCCAAAUCCUCUUUAUUUUUCCUCCGAAAAGUUGUUUUCCAUUUUUCCAUUCUUCUGACCGAGAAGAAACCUAUGCUCAAGGAUAUCAUAAAGAAAAACUUGCAUUUCUUUGACCGGUGCAUUUUUCUAAUGUCUACAAAACUAGUUUUCAUUCAAUCCUGUACCACCAGCCAAGGAAAAAUCUGCACCUCUCUUUGCGUUCUAAAAUUGGUUUCCCAAAUUAUGCAGAGAUGUGGCUUGGGAAGUUCAAAAUUUUAAAACCGCAAGCCCUUGGGGCAAGGAACAGUUUGGAAAUGCAGAGUUUUUCUCAAGAAAGUUUAUUUCAACCAGGCAUGAGAGCAAUAAAUCCAUGAAGUGCAUGAAGACAAAAUUACUUGAUAAGCCUCCUUUAAUUAUAAAAAAAGUACAGGAUCAGGAAGGAUUUCUUUUCCUUCUCUACAUUUUCAGAAAGAAAAGAAUUAACUUACUGUAUCUAUUUGCCACCUCUUGUCAAGGGCUGAAGAGCCUCCCAGAAAAUAAAAUAAAAUAGUAUUCCAGU